AUGUCGCCCGGUGAAUCUUCCCGCCCGUCGUCGCAUCGGCCACGAGACUCAUCGGGCAGGAAGCAUCAUCACAAGAAACGACGAUCGCACGGGCAAGGAUCCAGACGGCCAACCACAGACUCGGGAGAGAGCAGGGACGAGAGAAGGUCGCAAGCACUGUCUGCUGAUGCGCUGGCGGCACUCAACCGCGAUAACACGAAGAGAAAAAAGAGAAGGGAGUCGCGUGCGGACGGCACAAGGAAUACAGAGAGGGACGCAGAGAGGGCGGCAGAACGAGCAGAGAGGAGAAGGGCACGGCGCGAACAACAGUACAGAGAUGCGCCGCGGGAGCGCCCGAGGAGGGCGGAGCGGGAGCAGGACAGAGAAGUGGUUUACGAAAAGCCAAGGAGAGAUCACAAGGGCAACAAGAGACGGGUGGUCAGCGGCGCUGUGAUGGAGGAGGGACGCUCGCGCGGUCACUUGCGAGGCGGCGGAUGGAGCAGUUCUGACCACAGCUUCGAGAAGGAGCACUUGAUCGUAGAUCCCCCACAGCCCUUGCCGAAGCGGAAGAAGCUUUGGAUUUGCCUCGGAGUUUCGCUGGUGCUGCUCAUCAUCAUCAUCGUUGUGGCAGUAGUGGUCAGCAAGAACAACUCGAACAAGAGCAGCCCGUCAAAAACCACUCUGGGUAACAGCAAUAAGGACAGCGUACCGAUGCAGUGGCGCGGGACAUACCUUGACCCGUGGUCCUGGCAGGACACGACCGACUUCAACGUUACCUUUACCGAUGAAAUGGUUGGCGACCUACCCGUCAUGGGCCUAUACACGGACUGGGACGACUCGAAGCGCGCCAACGACAAGGUGCCAGCCAUCAAUGAUUCCUGGGGGUCAUACGGAUCACGACCGGCCCGCGGCGUCAACGUCGGCGGGUGGCUAAACCUGGAACCCUUUAUCACGCCGUCGCUCUUCGACUACGACCCGCGGUUGGGUAUCAUUGACGAGUACACGCUUUGCCAGCACCUCGGCACGAAGAAGACGGCCGAGGUCCUCGAGAAGCACUACGCGACGUUCGUCACGGAAUCGACGUUCAAGGAAAUCGCGGAUGCCGGCCUCGACCAUGUCCGCAUCCCCUUCAACUACUGGGCCGUCGAGGUCUACGACGGCGAUCCGUACCUCUUCCGCACCUCCUGGCGCUACCUCCUUCGUGGCAUCGAGUGGGCUCGCAAGUACGGCCUCCGGGUCAACCUCGACGUCCACGGGCUGCCCGGAAGCCAGAACGGGUGGAACCAUUCGGGCCGCCAGGGUACGAUCGGCUGGCUCAACGGCCCCGACGGCGCGACGAACGCGCAGCGCAGUCUCGAUAUGCACGACCGGCUCUCCAAGUUCUUCGCGCAAGACCGGUACAAGAACAUCAUCGCCUUCUACGGGCUGGCCAACGAGCCGCGCAACGUGGAGCUGAACAACGCGGACGUGGUGUCGUGGACGGAGCAGGCGUACAAGCUGGUCAAGAGCAACGGCAUCGGGGGCAUCGUGGUAUUUGGCGACGGGUUCAUGGGGCUGGGCAACUGGCAGGGCAAGUUGACGGGGUAUAGCGACCUGGCGCUCGAUGUGCACCAGUACGUCAUUUUCAACACGGACCAGAUCGUCUAUACGCACAAGAAGAAGGUUGAGUACGCGUGUAGCGGGUGGACGCAGCAGGCGGAGCAGUCGAUGGACACGUCGACGGGGUACGGGCCGACGCUCUUCGCCGAGUGGUCGCAGGCGGACACGGAUUGCGCCAAGUACCUCACCAACGUCGGCUGGGGCAACCGAUGGACUGGCACUUACAACACGGGCAACGCGUCGACGUCGAUCCUCGAGCCCCGGUGUCCGACGCAGGACUCGAAGUGCGACUGCAACGCGGCCAACGGCGACGCCAAUGGGUUCAGCAGCGACUACAAGAAGUUCCUGCAGAUGUUCGCCGAGGCGCAGAUGCACUCGUUCGAGAAGGGGUGGGGGUGGUGGUACUGGACGUGGGACACGGAGAGUGCACCGCUGUGGAGCUACAAGAAGGGCCUCGCGGCCGGGAUCCUGCCGGCCAAGGCGUACGACCGGGACUUUGACUGCUCAGGGACCGUGCCGGAUUUUGACGACGUGCCAGAGUACUACCGGAUGUGA
Colletotrichum graminicola M1.001 is the source of this 2133-nucleotide messenger RNA. RefSeq names its product beta-glucosidase 6. NCBI's taxonomy places the organism in Eukaryota, Fungi, Ascomycota, Sordariomycetes, Glomerellales, Glomerellaceae. The coding region runs from base 1 to 2133 and encodes 710 amino acids. Gene Ontology annotation, biological process: glucan catabolic process. Gene Ontology annotation, cellular component: cell surface; extracellular region. The transcript is spliced from 2 exons. Gene Ontology annotation, molecular function: beta-glucosidase activity. The record is from RefSeq and is a predicted model, not a curated record.